Messenger RNA from Microthlaspi erraticum, 291 nucleotides. The record is from the annotation of a GenBank genome assembly. Lineage: Eukaryota; Viridiplantae; Streptophyta; Magnoliopsida; Brassicales; Brassicaceae.
AUGUACAAUCCUUCUCAGGAUGUGACACACACAAUGGAGAUUCCCGAAAUAACAGGCAAGCUGCAUGUUACUCCAAAGAUGAAAAGGAGUUAUAGCCAAAAGAGUGAAGGCUGCUCCAGACAGCUAUAUCGAGAAUCAGCGCCGAACGCGCAGUCCGGCUGGCCGAGGAACGAAUGUUCCGCGCUCGGCCAAAACCGUAUCCGUCCGACUGAAGUCUCGGCCAAAGUAACCGUUCGGCCGAUCACGCAACACGACCCGGGAAACAUUGUCCCGCGGUCGGCCAAGUCUUAA